Messenger RNA from Parastagonospora nodorum SN15, 2376 nucleotides. RefSeq lists its product as hypothetical. NCBI's taxonomy places the organism in Eukaryota, Fungi, Ascomycota, Dothideomycetes, Pleosporales, Phaeosphaeriaceae. The record is from RefSeq and is a predicted model, not a curated record. Gene Ontology annotation, molecular function: protein binding. The coding region runs from base 1 to 2376 and encodes 791 amino acids. The transcript has 2 exons.
AUGCCAGGCCCCAAGGCGAGCCCACUCAAUAUACAACCACGAGAUCUGUUGUUAUCCUUCUGCUCUCUCCUCCCAGGGGAAGCAAGCGAACACGAAAGUGACUUGAUCACGAAGGAUGCCAUGCUUGACACCAACUUCAUUCGACUCCUGGUGUUCUCCAUUGCGAAUGGAUUCGCUGGUCUAGGCGAUGUACCUAUCACGAGCAUCCUCAGGUUCCUCACCAGAUAUGGAAAUACCGAUACGCUCUUUGGGCAAGUCCUGGGUGCAAGUCCGAACCACGUUGCAAAAUCACUCGCGGAGAACCUCUUCAAAGUCGCCAUCGAAGCACGUCAGGCACAAGUAGUCAAGUACCUGCUUGACUCUGAGCUACUUCAAGUCAAUGAUCUGGUUUGCGAAGCCUAUGGGCAAAAGUUGACGGCAGUGGAGCGCGCGGCACAACUGCAAGAUUACAAGACUACAAAAGUCCUCCUGGAUUCACAUGCCGACGUGCAAAAGUCAUACGCAUCAAAUCCGAAAGAAAGUGGACCUCUGAACUGUCUGAUCAACAGGAUUAUCCCGGGAGAAACGAUUCCGCCUGAUAUCAUGGCUCUGGUCGAAAUUUUGCUGGGAGCUGGUGCCAGAAUUGAUCUGAGUAUGCUGGAGCGAGGUGUCGGACAUGUACGCAGCCCAAUUUUGGCUGCGUGUCUCAUCUCUCACUUCUUGGAAUCACACGAGACAUGUGCUGUCCAAGAUGGCAUGCUACCCGUCAUAGCUCUCGCGCUAGAAGAGGAACAGGCGUAUGAUGCAACAGAGCAGACGAUAGGAGCAUGUCAACGUCUUCACCAUAAUGAAUGUCUCCAGACGCCCGAAGGCAAGGUCGAAUGGGCACUUGUUCAGAGUGCUAAGCGAGGUCAUGCUGCGCUCGCCGCAGCAGCUGAAAUCGGCGACUUACAGUACGUACAAAAGCUUUUCAAGAACCGGCUUGAACUAGUUCCAAGGGACAUGUACGUCGCACUCCUCCUCUCCAUUGAGGGUGGUCACGAAGACAUUUUUGCUACACUUCUCGACGCCGGUGCUCACGUUCAGGUUAAGGAGCAUGUGUAUCUACAAGCAACGCCACUUUUCGCUGCAGCACGACAACGAAAUGCUAGCAUGGUACGCGCGAUAUUGGAUGCUGGCGACACACACAUGCCUGACGAUAUGCUCAGUUUCGGUGCGUAUGGUUCUUCACGAAUGUCGUGUGUCCUUCAUGAAAUCAUAGAAUGGGGCGAUCGAUCUAUAAUUCUAGAUUACCAUCGUGCCUUUCCAGGAGGCAAAGUAAUAUCCAUGGGCAAUAAAGGAAGCAGCAACUGGGUUAUGGACAAAGAUCUCCUCGCCUUCCUUGUGGACCACAAUAUGGUACAUAAAUCUGUCUUCACUGAACUUCUCAACAGUGCGAUUCGGGAAAGCGAUACUGCAAUGAUAUACUACUUGAUUGACUCGGGUGCGGACCCAUCCAACUCAGACAACCUCCGUGUUGCGAUAGAGAAUCCCUCACGGUCUGAUAUCCUUGUUAUUCUUCUGGAUCAUAUCCCGAGGCGAGCGAGAAGAGUUCCUAGCCUCGGAACUCAAGCCAUCAGGGAAGCUAUCAAGCUUGGCUUGUCUAGCCUCAAAAUGCUAGAUAUCCUACUUGCAUCAGAAGCCUUAGAUAUUCACUGCUGCAGCGACGUAGCUGGAAGUCGUUCAACAGAAAGUCCGCUUGGCACAGCUAUCAAGAUGGCCGAUGAGUUCGCGAGCGAUUUCAUCAUAGUGAGGCGUCUGCUGCAAGCGGGAUGUGACCCAAACAGCGUUGUCAUUGCAUAUCCCGACCACAAUCUAACUGCAGUGCUAGCUGCAGUUCAGACUAAAAGUGUUGGUCUGGUUAAACUCUUACUCGAUCACGGCGCCGAGGUAAAUGCCCCGGCGAUCAGAAGACUUUUCCGCACGCCUUUGCAAGCAGCCGCCGAAUCAGGUUGUCUGGAAGUCGUCCAGUUCCUGCUCGACAACCGUGCGGAUGUGAACGGCUUGCCCGCCAAACGAGGAGGCGGCACAGCUCUACAAUUCGCAGCCAUCAGUGGAAACUGCAACAUCGCAGUCGAACUCCUCAAACGAAACGCAAAUCCAUUGAUGCCGCCAUCAACCAUUCGAGGGCGGUGGCCUCUCGAGGGAGCUGCGGAACACUGCCGUACCGACAUGCUCGCCUUCCUCCUACGGCUCAACGUCUACGAUAACGAUCACUGCAGGCGAGCAGCGAAGCUUGCGAAAGAAAAUGGACAUAUGGGAUGUGUGGAUUUCAUACAAGAGCAUAUUUCGCAGCAUGAGGAGAUGCCACUGUUGGAUGCGUUUGAUAUGAGUGAAGAGUUUAAUUGGAUGGAAUGA